Danaus chrysippus (African queen) is the source of this 267-nucleotide messenger RNA. The record is from the annotation of a GenBank genome assembly. NCBI's taxonomy places the organism in Eukaryota, Metazoa, Arthropoda, Insecta, Lepidoptera, Nymphalidae.
AUGACGGACGAUCGUACAACGGGACUGACGAUAGUGGAGUUACGUAAGAGAUAUGACGAAAAACAGAGACCUAGAAGUGACGAGGAAGAGUAUAGGGCAACGAGUAGGGAAAUACUGUUAUGUGUUCUCGGUCGCGGUUCCUACACACCACAUGGGAUUCCGCUGUUUGCUGCGGCCUGCGGGUCAUUCAACCUCUGCUAUGAAAAAAACCCUGUUAAUGAUACUGGUUUGUAUUCUUCAAGUCAUCUGUUUCUUAAACACGACUGA